This is a messenger RNA of Numida meleagris (helmeted guineafowl), 11537 nucleotides long. RefSeq names its product multiple EGF like domains 11 (gene MEGF11). The transcript is spliced from 28 exons. The coding region runs from base 6216 to 9365 and encodes 1049 amino acids. The record is from RefSeq and is a predicted model, not a curated record. Lineage: Eukaryota; Metazoa; Chordata; Aves; Galliformes; Numididae. Gene Ontology annotation, molecular function: protein binding. Gene Ontology annotation, cellular component: membrane.
GCAGCUGAGAGGAGGCUCUGAGGAACGCAGGAGUGAGCUCAGGGGAAGGCAGGAAGGAGCUGAAGUUGGGAACGAGCUGAAAGAACCAGUGGGGGAAAACGGAGAGAUUUAGGAGGGGCGGUGGAGAAAAUGCUGGAGAAGUGUCUGGAGUGCCCGUGGAAGGCUGUUACAAGGGCAGAAGUGCGCUUGUUUUGUAUCGGAGGCACUGGAAGGCUGAACAAGGUUCGGAGCAGCAGCUGUCUUGCUGUGCCUGGCUCGUGGUGCUGCGCAGAGGCACGCGUGCCAAUCUCCGCGGCCGUUCCCAGCUCCGCUCUCACAGUGUCGGCUGUUGUGCCGCCCCCUCCCGGCGCCCGCUGCGGGGUGGGGUCAGAGCCGCAGCGCCCGCCCGUUCUCCAGCGGCGCCGGUGUCUUUGCUCGUGUUUGCAGAGGGGAGACGAAGGCUGUGAAGGAUUAGUUUGUCUCAAAAUCAAACAGAAAAGCAGUGGGAGGUUGUGGCACCCGAUGCGGUGUUUCUGAGCCCCAGGCGGUGUGCCGUAAAUAAGACUGUAGUGCGGCUAGUAUGACGCUGGGGGAUGAUUUUAACAAUAAAAAGACGUUAAUACUUCUUUAGAAAUGCCUACGUCAUAACCUCACUUGAACAUAAUACGUGGUGCAAACUCUCCAGUAAUUGUCCUUAGGAGGAAAAAAGACUGGGAAAAAGCCAGGGCAGUGUGUCACUGUAUGUUCCUGUUUAUUCUACUUGCUUCUUUUUCACAUAUUUUGUAAAAUGUGUAUCUCCAGUGACUAAUAUUUCUGAGUAACCAAUUGGUGCCAGUAAAUGUAAGUACCAUCUGUAAGAAACUGAUUUGUAGAAGCCAAGUUCUUAGCAUAUGAGGAGGAGGAGGUGUUAAAACUUGGUGAGAGACGACUGAAGUGUGGACUUGGUUGGUAGUCUAGAUGAUUUUAGAUGUAUUAUGUAAGCGAGAUGUGAGAGGAAAGGAGAACUGGAGACCAAAACGAUGGAACUCUUGUUCAGUAGGAACAAAUAUAGAAUAAGCAGUGAUGACAGGAAGGGGAUGAAAAAGAACGUUUAGGAGAAAAUAUAUAGAAUUCAGUUUGAAAUGCAGCGGCUGCUCCCUGCUGUGACACAGUGAAGAGCACAGAUCAGCGUGCCUACAUUGUGUCAUUCUGUUACUGCAAUAAAAGGAAGCUUAAUUAAUUGAAGGUGACUGAGAUCACUGCUCUAAUUUGUUCGGUGUUUCACAGCAAAAAAUGUAAAACCUUUGGAGUAAGUUCGUGCGCUGCUGAUACUGCUGAGGAGCUGCGUGCUUAUUUCUAAUAUCCUAGUAAGACACUUCUUAAAAUUCUUGGUCUCCCCUCCCUUCUUGGAGAGCAACCUCUCAGGAGUCGAAGUCUGCAUAAAGUUGGCUCACCAAAGGUAGAGAACUGCUUAUGCUCCAUCUAACAACUGAGUUUGUCCUAGUGAGGUCAAAGACAAACUUUUGUGCUCAUCUAGUAAUUGGCUUUAUACGUGACAGGAAGUUUGUGCGGGGAGAACCAAAACUAGCAAUGUAAUAGGAACAUCCUUAAUUGAUUUAAAAUAAAAGUGGCUGAUGUGAUCUUAAUAUCUGAAUUGGAAGAUCUCAACAGAUGGUAAAGAAUGAAGGUGGGAUGCAGCGCAACUGCAUACCUUUGAAACAUAGACCUCUUCAUAUAAUUUUCCUUUAAAUGUUUGAGAAACACACCAAGGUAGAAUUGAUUCAAAGAAAACGGGUAUAAAUAUUUCUUUCUUUUCAUAGAUUAUACCUUACUUCAUAGAGUGCUCCUUUGGAUAACACCAAUAAGUCCUAGGAAAGCUUUUGUUUGAGUGAGAGAAGUCUGUUUAAAGUUCAAUUACAUGUUUGUUCUUACCUGCAUUGGGAAGUGCGAGCCUCUGAGGAGGUCUCUGCUUGGAAAAACACGUCAGGAGAUGCAGUGCAGAAUUUCAAUGUGGUACCUUUUGGUAGAGGUUGCUCAAUUUUCAGCAAAGCAAUGCUUCAGAUCACUGGAAAAUACCAGAUUUUGGCUCAGGUUUCCCAAGAUUGAAGCAUGACUCAUCUGACAAAUAGCUGACAACAAAAUGACCUCAGAAACUAAUUUUGAACACAGAAGUAAAGCAGUACAUUAUAUAGGUUAUUACUUAUCUGUAUGUGGAAAUGGAACAUGCACUAGGCAAGAACAAGUACUCAAACACACGUGAUGUAUUGUUGGCAGUUUAACGUAAUGCCGUUUCAGCUGCUUACCAGUAUUUGUCAGCUGGUGUCACACAGACAAACCUUUUGAUACACCUUACUUUUGCCCUGACAAAGCAAUUGCUGCGUUUUCUUCUUGCAAGAGGACUUGUUCCUCAGCUUUCUAAAACCUGUUGCAAUAUGGUACUACUUCCCUCUCUCUUCUGUGUUACGAGCCAGGCUCCCUAGCAUAUUGGGCUCCAUCAGCCAAGUAUCUGCGUUUAAGUUGGUGACAGGAAAAUGUAUAAAAAUGUAUAUAGCAGAUUAUCCCAUGGUCAGCUAUUCCAACAGUACUGUGCAGUAGGCAGCCUAAAGCAAUGGUAAACCAAUAAAAUUGAGAGUCAGAGUAUUGGAGUCCAGGAUUCACACAGUUCUGGGAUCAACACAAGUCUUCUGUAUUUUCUUAAGGAAAGACAUUGUGAUAAGUUGUUUUCUUCUACAAGAACUCCGUUGCUGGUGUGAAGGAUGAAAGAUUUGAUUGCCUUAUAGCAUAUCUUUGAAGCUGAUUCUCCUAUUCUUAAAGCAAUUUUGAAGCAACGGGCAAUUCUGUAUCAGCUUCUAAUUCACACAAAGCUGAAUAAAUGACUGUCUUUUCUCUGAGAGAUUCCUUCUCCUGGAUUGCUUGUUCAGGAAAAGGCAAAUAAUGUAAAAAUAGCACCCAAAUUGAGAAAGGUCUCGGGUUAGCGUGCUGAUCCUUACGCUUGUAAAAUGCGUAAUGCAGUCCUCACCCAGUUGUGUGCUGGAUGCCAGCACUUGCUGCCUUUUUAAAGGUUAGUCUCCUUCGUGCUGUGCAGCAGAGGAGUGCUGGUAAGAGAAGUUGACUAUAUUUUUUUGAAUGAAAGACCGUGUAAAAUCAAGGUCAGUAUCCACGGCUCUUAUGUAUGAUUGUACUUCUGAAGAAAAAUUCUUUGCCUUCAUUUGUGAAAAAGCAUACAAAAGCUCCCUCCAUUUGUUAGCAGAAGUGAUACAAUAUGCAUAAAUGUCAUAGCUGAAGGCCCAGGAAUUUUAUUGCAUUAGGGCAGAAUGGUUCUGCUUGACGCUGAAUCUUGGCUUAACGGAUGUAGCUCAUAUGCUUGCAUUAUCUUGCUGAUCAGCAAUGUACAGCAUUGGAAAUCUCUUUCUACUUAAAGGAGCUGUACCGAGUUUAAUUAUAUUUAUUGUUGGAAAAAAUUGACUUUGCUUGUAGUCUGAAUUUACUAAUUUUCUUCUGAGAUAUUUGUAAAACCAGAAAGCUUUCUCCUGUCAAGUUUCUCUCCCUCUGGUGGUUUUACGCUGUCACCUGAUGAACUCUUUUGCUUUUUCUUUGAUAAGUUAAGAAGGUCAAACUCUUUGUUUUUCAUGUUUUACAGCUCUUUGAUCUUUCAUUGUUUUAUUUCUCUUGGGAUUUAUUACCAUUGUUUGAAAUCCCCAUCGUAUUCUGUGUACUAGAAUUGGAUAUUCUAUUCGCACUAUGGCCUGAAUCAAAUACUAUGUAACAGUCUUUCUACUUGUUCUCCCCUACAUCUUAGAAUUAGACUAAUUCACCUAGUAUUAGCACUGUCCUGAGGAAACUGGUUAAGUUACUGGUCUAUCGUUACCUUUAAAAUAUUUUUCUAAGAGUUGGUAUUUCCUAGUCAGGGCUCCUGCUAUGCAGGCAUGCUUUACAUCUUUUGUUGCUUGAAGUUUAAAAUCUAACUUUGUCUAUAUCUAAAUACGUUGUUUGCUGGGACUUUGUUUAUGAAAUGAGCUAGGCCAGAGGUCUGCCCUCUGCCUGCUGUGCCAUGUGAGUGACAAAAAUAUGCAAAAGAAAUCUCCACUACUACUCUAGUAGGAAAUCUGAAAAUAAUAUAUAAUUAUAAAAUCCAUUAGUUAAACUUUCUUGCUCCAUUUAAUAUAUUCCAUGCUGCUUUGCAACUUUCAAAAAAGCAGUUCUAAUAACUUGCUGGUUUUCAAAAAGUAUGAAAUUCUUGGCAGAAUUCUUAUUAUAGUGGCAAUAUUGCUUUUACCCAAAAGUACCAUAGCCUCAUUGAGGAAAGAUAUCAAGACAGUUAAACAAGGUCUAUUUUCUGUAAUCCUGUGCCAACUAGCUUUAAUUAUAUCACCCUCCUUUAAUUAUUUUUGUUGAAUCUCAUAUAAAUUGGGCUUUAUGUUAUGUUGCCUGGGAUUUCUCUUUGACUGACAAGCCUAUAAUUACCUGGAUUAUUCCAUUUAUCCUCUACAAUUAUUUUACAUGUCAUUAUGAAGAACAUAAGAACAUGCUAAUUUUCUUCCUCUCUCCUUCUCCUUUCUCUUUCUCCUUCUCCUUUCUUGUAAAUUGCUUUUCUCGUGCAUCAAUUGUUAGGAUUCAGAUUUUCUCUCUGGAUUUCUGUUAUGAUCCGCCUUACAUUUAAGUUUUCAAUACCGGCUAUCACCACUGGGAGACACUAUUAAACUGGUUUGCGGUUGAAACGAAACUCACUUCCAUUACCAUGCCUAAUGGGCUAAAAAUUAACCUUUCUGCUACUGUGAACAAACUGCUUUGAGUUGCUUGUAACAUAACCAGACAGAUUUCUUCUCCAAAAUGAACUGGAAACUGAUGCUGUUCUGAAAUACAAUUAAAAAAGAACAGCAACAAAAAGCCACCAACAACCAGCUUGUCUUGUGGAUCUCUUCAGUCAUGGCAGGAGUAUGGAGCUACAUGAUGUUUACAACUACUGCAAGCAUAAAAACAAUUUAUUAGUCAGAAUUCCUCAUUUUUACUACAGCAUGCGUUUGAUUUUCCUCCCACCACCCUUUUAAUCUUUGGAUGCAGUUCAAAAAUUUAUUACAUCACUGAGUUGCAAAGUUGUAUUUCGUUUCAUUUCAGUUACUUUCUAUACCUUUAGUUUGUUUGUUUCAGAUAUUCACUGAUGUGAGUUUUCAAAUAUUAAAGGAAGACAGCCUUUAUACUAGCACUGUUUGAAUGUUAAACUGUAGCUGAUUAAGGGGCUUUCAUUUAUUUGUAGAUUAUAAUCAACAUUUGGUGGAUUCUAAUCUUUCUGUUUUCAUAAAAUGUUUAUAUUUAUUGUAUUGCAAGUUGCUGAAAUAAGUCAGAUCAAAGGUAGAGUUCACCAGAUGAAUCUUGGCAUCAAAAUGCUUUUGAGUUUGUUGGAACCUUUACCCUGAAAUGAUGUGUGGUGUCUGUGGUGUCUCAGGCUCUGCAGUAGCUCUAUGUAUGAGUCAAAGGAUGAUCUCAGUUAGGCAUGGAAAGGCCUAGCAGGUCACCUUUUCCUGCCCACUAUCAAACUGGAGUUUUUCCCUCCAGUAUCUAGCUGGAGCUUGGGGUCAGUGCAGCAGAAUAUAAUGCUCUAAGGUUUAUUUACUAUGCUGUAGUAGACAGAAAACAGAGUUGUAAGGGUGACUAUUUUUUUUUUUUGCUCCUGCUUUCAAAAUCGAGGAAAUUUCUGGGUGAUUAAUUUCUUCAUAGAUUCCUAUUGUGAGAAAUUAAACAGGAUUUCAUUUGACCUGUGGGAAGUCGGCCGCUAAAAUUUGCUGUACAAAUGAGAUACAAAAGCUUUUCCUUGAGAGCUCAGAGGCAUGUGUUGAAACUAAAGGAAUAUACAUCAUACUGCAUUUUUGGUGUUCAGCUGUGCACCGAAGGUACUUUAUACUUUUGUCCUGAUUCCACAUGUAUGUAAUGUGUGCUACUGAAGAAGUGCAGAGCAUGGCUGUGAGGAGAUGUGCCCACCUGUUGGACUUGCAAGUGCAGCUACAGGAGGCUAAUGAGCUUCUCGGUACCAAGACAGAUGGGAUUGUAAUACCAGGAAAAUUGGAUGAUCCCGUGGAUCCAUGGAGCAUGAGAUGUCAUAAAGCAAAUACAAAGACAUACACUCAGGGACUAACAACAGUGCCAAGCAACUUCUGAAGAGCUUUCUUCUGCUGUCCGGUUAAUGUGAUGUGUGUCUUCACAUGCUAGUAGCCUGCAAAAAUAGGAUCCAUUCGGAAUUUUUAGCACUUUGAGGUACAACAAUGAUGGCUCAAUUGCUUUUCUGGUGGAUUCUAAAAGGGCUUUUUCUGUCUUUUCUGCUCAAAACUGCUCUGUCCCUAAACCCAGAUGAUCCAAAUGUUUGUAGUCAUUGGGAAAGCUACGCUGUGACAGUACAGGAAUCCUAUGCUCAUCCUUUUGAUCAGAUCUAUUAUACAAGAUGUACUGACAUACUGAACUGGUUCAAGUGCACUAGACACAGAAUAAGUUAUAAAACGGCGUAUCGAAGAGGACUAAGAACUAUGUAUCGGAGAAGAUCUCAGUGCUGUCCCGGAUAUUAUGAAAGUGGAGACUACUGUAUACCACUCUGCACGGAGGAGUGUGUGCAUGGAAGAUGUGUUUCUCCUGACACUUGUCACUGCGAACCAGGAUGGGGAGGUACUGAUUGCUCUAGUGGUUGCGAUAGCGAUCACUGGGGACCCCACUGCAGCAACCGGUGCCAGUGCCAGAACGAGGCCCUCUGCAACCCCAUCACGGGCGCCUGCGUCUGCGCGGACGGAUACCAAGGCUGGCGCUGCGAAGAGCUCUGCGAGCCCGGGAGCUAUGGCAAGGGCUGCCAGUUCCAGUGCCAGUGUCACAACGGAGCUACGUGUGACCACGAGACGGGAGAAUGUCACUGCGCUCCCGGAUACACAGGGGUGUUCUGUGAAGAGCGCUGUCCCCCCGGCAGCCACGGGGCUCAGUGUGAAUUGCGCUGCCCUUGCCAGAACGGAGGAGUCUGCCACCACAUCACUGGGGAGUGCUCCUGUCCUGCUGGAUGGACGGGGCUGGUGUGUGCACAGCCGUGUCCUCCUGGGACAUUUGGAAUUAAUUGCAGCCAGGACUGUCCAUGCCACAAUGGAGGACACUGUGAUCCUGUGACAGGAAAAUGCAUCUGUUCACCUGGCUAUAUGGGAGACAGGUGUCAAGAAGAGUGUCCAAUUGGGACAUUUGGCUUUCAGUGCACACAAAGAUGUGACUGCCAAAAUGGUGCAAAGUGUUAUCAUGUGAAUGGAGCAUGUAUGUGUGACCCUGGAUUUAAAGGGAUUUACUGUCAAGAGAGAAUGUGUCCAGAAGGGUUUUAUGGCCUCAAAUGCAACAAGAGAUGCCCCUGCAAUAUUACCAACACCCUCAGUUGCCAUCCAUUGUCUGGAGAAUGCAGCUGCAAAGCUGGCUGGGCUGGACUCUACUGCAAUGAGACCUGUCCCCCCGGGUACUACGGCGAAGGCUGCCAGCUGACCUGCUCCUGCGAGAACGGUGCGGAUUGCGACAGCAUCACCGGGAAGUGUACGUGUGCACCAGGAUACAUGGGAGAUGACUGCACCAUUACCUGCAUGGCAGGAACCUAUGGUACCAAUUGCUCAUCAGUCUGUAAUUGCAAAAAUGAUGGUGCGUGUUCCCCCGUGGAUGGUCUGUGCAUUUGCAAAGAAGGGUGGCAAGGAGUGGAUUGCUCUAUUCCAUGUUCGAGUGGAAGCUGGGGUUUUAACUGUAACCAGACGUGUUAUUGCACAAAUGGAGCAGCCUGCAGGCCAGCUGAUGGCUUCUGUCUGUGCUCCCCUGGCUGGCAGGGGGACUACUGUGACCAGCCAUGCCCUGAUGGAACAUAUGGUCUUAAUUGCAGUGAACGUUGUGACUGUAACCACGCAGAUGGGUGCGAUCCUGUUACCGGUUACUGCUGCUGCCUUGCUGGCUGGACAGGCAUCCACUGUGACAAUAUGUGCACCCAGGGCCGCUGGGGACCGAACUGCUCCAUCUCCUGCAGCUGCGAGAACGGGGGAUCCUGCUCCCCGGAGGAUGGCACCUGUGACUGUGCACCGGGCUACAGAGGACCCCUGUGCCAGAGAAUUUGCCCCCCUGGCUUCUAUGGACACCACUGCAGCCAGCCAUGCCCUCAGUGCGUGCACAGCAGCGGUCCCUGUCACCACGUGUCCGGCCACUGCGACUGCUUGCCAGGAUUCUUCGGCGUGCUCUGCAACCAAGUGUGUCCCAGUGGAAAAUAUGGGAAGAACUGCGCCGAGGUCUGCCAGUGCACCGAGAACGGGACGUGCAAUCCCAUCGACGGAUCGUGCCAGUGUUUUCCGGGCUGGAUAGGGAAGGACUGCUCUCAGACUUGCCCCCCUGGUUUUUGGGGCACGGAUUGCUUUCAUUCAUGCAACUGCCACAAUGGAGCAAUGUGCAGCCCUUACGAUGGAGAAUGCAGAUGUACUCAUGGUUGGACUGGGCUCUACUGCACUCAGCGUUGCCCAGCUGCUUUUUAUGGAAAAAACUGCGCCAACGUCUGUCAGUGUCAGAACGGAGCAGACUGUGACCAUGUCACUGGGCAGUGCACAUGCAGGACAGGAUUCACAGGCAAACAGUGUGAGCAAAAGUGCUCACCAGGAACAUUUGGUUAUGGUUGCAAACAACUAUGUGAGUGCAUGAAUAAUGCUACGUGUGACCAUGUCACAGGUACUUGCUACUGCAGUCCGGGCUUCAAAGGAAUCAGAUGUGAUCAAGCGGCUCUUAUGAUGGAAGAAUUAAACCCCUAUACUAAAAUUAGUCCUGCUCUUGGAUCAGAGAGGCACUCAGUGGGAGCAAUCAUUGGAAUUAUUAUUCUCCUUCUAAUUAUUAUGGUCUUGCUGGCACUGUUUGUGUGGUAUCGACGGAAACAGAAGGAGAAGGGCCAUGACAUGCCAAGUGUAUCUUACACUCCAGCCAUGAGGAUGACUAAUACAGAUUACUCACUUUCUGGUGCUUGUGGGAUGGAUAGACGUCAGAACACAUACAUAAUGGAAAAAAGCUUCAAAGAUUAUAUGAAGGAAUCUGUGUGCAGCUCCAGCACUUGUUCUCUGAACAGCAGUGAAAACCCAUAUGCCACCAUUAAAGAUCCCCCCAUCUUAACAUGCAAACACUCCGAGAGCAGCUACGUGGAAAUGAAAUCGCCUGGUCACAGGGACUCCCCAUAUUCAGAAAUGCCCACUUCAUCAACAGCCAACAAAAACAUCUACGAAGUUGAGCCCACCAUCAGCGUGGUCCAAGAUGCCCGUGCCCGGAGUGCCAGUUACCUCCAAAGUCCAUACGACCUGCCUAGGAACAGUCACAUUCCUAGUCACUACGACCUCCUCCCCGUAAGGCACAGCCCGACGCACGGGCCAUCUUGGGACAAGCAGUCUUAAAGGGAUGGACUUCACUGUGCUGCAACACAAACUUUGAGGAAGCAAAGAGAAGACAAUCCUUUUCUGCACUGCAGGAUGCUGACGUGACUUCAGGCUGCGAGGACCUAGCAUAACUAAACAUCAGCUUGGGCCAGCUGCUGCUGCAUGACGUUAUUUAAAAAGACUUUUUUUUUAUAUGGGUCACAAGAACUAAUGAGAACCUUCUCCAGGUGUCUCUGGAGUGCACCACCCCUGGAAGGUGUCCACGUUCUCCAGGCAAAAGCUCUCCGCCAUGUGUAUUCUAACCCUGGCUUUGCUGUAAAAUGAAACACAACAACACGCUGAGUAGGAGGACCUAGAGACAUACAUUUCUCCCAACUGCAUCAGAGAACCUUGUACCGUUAGGAACGCGGUGACAGGAACACGCUGGAAUACGGUUUACAUCUCUGUCAUGGAAAUGGACGUUUUUCUGAAUGGAAGCAGGAAAGCUUGUUGUUUCACUGUCUGGAAACCUCAUUUACUGCCAUCACCAUGGGCAUCCUGUGCAGAUCAUGCUUGGUAAUUAGUGCUCCGUUCAUCUUUAUAUUCAAUACCAGGGUAUUUGAGUACAGGAAUAUCAACACAGACACAGUUCUGUGCAAUUUUAAAGUAUAACACCUUGGCAAACGUCCAGUGAUCUUUGUCAGCAAUUUAAGUUUAAGCAAUGAGCCUCAUAGCCGGCUUACCGUAUUUUGGUACAGCUAUGCUUUAAUUUUCCCUAUACGCCUUCUUUUUCAUUAGAUAAAUGCACAGCUUUUUCAGGUGGUGCAGACACAACUUCACCUGCUUCCUGGGACACUGCAGGUUUGCACAGACUAGCCCUGGUUCAGUUUCCUUUCCCAACACUGGGACACAUUGGCUUCAUCGCUGGCAAACCGCAUCUCCAUGAUUCACCCGGCAGCAUGCCCUCCAUGACGCCCUUUAAUUUGAUGUGCAUUACCAUGUAGUGCAACUUUAUCUGUUGACGAUUUUACCUGAUGUGUCAUUACACUGAGCUGAAAAUGGGUUUUCUUUUUCAGCAGCUGUUUGUGAAACAAUUAUCAAGGGGUUGACCUAUGGUAAAGCUUUGGACUAAGCCACCACGAUUUUUUUUUUUUUUGGUAAUCUUUAUUGACCUAGAAAGUAGAAUACUUGCCGUUAAGCAGUUCCUUGUAGAUUUUGAGCAUGAAGUAGUAUUGAUUCUAAGUAUGUAAUUUUAUUAGGCAACCGCGGAAGUAGCAAGUUGAUUGCCUCUUAAAAAGAUUUAAAAAAUUCUGUUGCACAUUCGCCAGUCUGAUGGAAGCAGAAGAGAACCAAGCCAACACCAAGCCGCUUGCUCAACGUGUGACCACCAAUGGAAGCUGCUGGCCUAGGGGACUGGUACGAGGACCCUGCCGGCACGGGGACAGCAGCUGGGAGCCAGCUCCACGUGACAGCAGGCAUCAGAGCACCUUGGGUAGGGCAGCACCAAGCCCCCACAGCACCCCUGCAGCAGCCGGGAUGGCGGGGCCAGCUCUGAGCCCCUAUGUGCAAACCAAGAGUUCGGCAUGCAGACAGCGGAGCUGAGCCCAAGAUCCACCCAGGCUUGCAGAGAAGCAGAUUUUCAUGUUUCAGGAUAACUUCAAAGUAUUUACAUGAAUGCUGCAUGUGUGCAUGGGGGCAAUGACUGAUCAGCAAUAGUAGUUUUAUUUUCCAGGAAAGCCUUAUAUGAGACGUAAUUAGGCACUUAUUUUGUAGGGCCAGGAGGGAUAUAUUUUGCAUACAUGAAUGGAAAGACUUACCUCAAAAUACCAAGAGAAAUGCAGUUUGAUGAAGAAUCCUCUGGUUAGAGACCUGCCUUGCCAUCUAGCACAAGCGGUCUCAGCUGCCAGCCUGACCAGUGUCUGUGUGUGUGUUGCUGUCAAGUUUGAGAUGAGAGAGCAGAGAUGGGCCUCAGUUUUGUUUUUUUCUUUCAAAGCUGGAUUUUCAAACCAAAUGCAUCAAUGUGCAUAGAGCUUAACAGGAAAAAAAAAAAAGAAAAAACAACAAAGCAAGUACCUUCUUGUAUAUUAUUAGCAUUAGCUUAGAAAAUAGGCACCGAAAUGGCAAUACUUUUUUAAGGCAAGACAGAUUUGUAAUAUAUUUGUUCACUGUGCAAAGGUAUUCUACCUUGUACAAAAUAAAUAAUUUCUCUCA